AUGACUCAGUCUGAUAUGAAAGUUGUGCUUAUUUCAAGCGACGAUGAACGAUUCGUUGUUGAUCGCAAAGUUGCGGAGAAGUCCCUCAUGAUCAAGAAUAUGCUUAAACAUGUGGGUAACAAUAACAACGACGACGAUAGCGACGAAGAAGAGGACGACGAUGAUCAGAACUCCGAACCAUAUGAGAUUCCAAUCAGCUCUGUGCGCGGAUCCGUGAUGAAACACGUUCUGGACUGGUGCGAGCACUACAAGAACGUUGACUUCCCCACGAACGACGACGGAGAUUUGAUCGCAGAACACCCUGUCAGCGACUGGGACAAAGAGUUCCUGACAGUCGACCAGGAGAUGUUAUAUGGAAUCAUUUUGGCAGCUAACUACUUCAACAUCAAGCCGUUGUUGGACAGGGCAUGUCAGCAGGUGGCCAACAUGAUCAAGGGAAAGAGUCCAGAGGAGAUAAGGAAAACUUUCAAUAUCUCCAAUGAUUUCACUGCAGAGGAGGAGGCUGCAAUCAGAAGGGAGAAUGAAUGGGCUGAGGAUCGCUGA
Messenger RNA from Kuraishia capsulata CBS 1993, 543 nucleotides. RefSeq lists its product as uncharacterized. Gene Ontology annotation, molecular function: cullin family protein binding. The record is from RefSeq and is a predicted model, not a curated record. Gene Ontology annotation, biological process: mitotic cell cycle; SCF-dependent proteasomal ubiquitin-dependent protein catabolic process. The transcript has a single exon. The coding region runs from base 1 to 543 and encodes 180 amino acids. NCBI's taxonomy places the organism in Eukaryota, Fungi, Ascomycota, Pichiomycetes, Pichiales, Pichiaceae. Gene Ontology annotation, cellular component: nucleus; cytoplasm.